AUGCUUUCCGUCUUGUUCUUAAUAGUUAUAUGUAUAUGCAAUAACUUCGAUACAACUUUUUGUAAGGAAGAUACACAUGGCCAUGAAGUGCUUUUGUGUCGGAAAUGUGGCACUGAUUUGGUGGACUCAUACUAUUUAUUCAAUAAAUUAAGUCCAGGUGCCAAUAAAGUAGAAAAACAGAGCAUGUUUGGAAAAGAGAAUGUUACUGUACAAACACUAAUAAACCCCUUUGGAAUUAAUUUUGAAAUAAUUACUAGUGAAAAAGCAAAGUGUAAAAACAUUGGACCUAGUCAAGGUGCUGAUUCGUGGUUUCCAGGAUAUACUUGGCAAAUUUGUGUUUGUCCACACUGUGGACAGCAUAUAGGCUGGACAUUCACUAGAUCAGAGUCAAACUCUAACAUUGAAGAUGGUAUGAAUUCAUUCCACGGCUUGAUAUUAAAAAACAUCCUUGGCGAAAAUUUUACAGACUCCCUGAUAAUGCUGCCGAAAAUUUAUAACAUGUGA
Molecule: messenger RNA, 504 nt
Organism: Pieris macdunnoughi
Lineage: Eukaryota; Metazoa; Arthropoda; Insecta; Lepidoptera; Pieridae
Source: the annotation of a GenBank genome assembly